GUUGCGAGACGGUGACACGCCCCUGCCCUGGUGGUGUGGCACGUUCUGACGCUUUUCCACGUCGCAGUUCUCGUUGUCCCCAAUGGUAAGCGGUUGCGUGUACGACUCGAGCAAGGCCGGAGAAAGAUGGCGGCGCCCGUCCUGAGAGUGUCCACCCCUCGAUGGGAAAGAAUAGCUAGGCUCCUUGUUUGCGUCUUGGGUAUAUUGUUGUCCUUAUACGCCUUUCACGUGGAAACGGAAAAGUCUAGAGACUCGAAUUAUCGGGCCAUGUGCGACGUGAGCAAUUCUAUCAGCUGUUCAAAAGUCUUCACCUCCAGGUGGGGUCGAGGAUUUGGACUGUUGGGCUCGAUCUUCGGAAACGACAGUGCAAUGAACCAGCCAAACAGUGUCUACGGAAUUGUAUUUUAUGUCUUUCAACUGUUACUAGGAAUCACCGUGAGUGCGAUGGCUGCCCUGAUCCUCAUGGCGACGUCCAUCCUAUCGGUGAUGGGCUCUCUCUACCUGGGCUACAUCCUCUACUUUGUCCUCGAGGACUUCUGCAUUAUCUGCAUCACCACAUAUGCACUUAGCUUCAUUCUCUUUAUGCUCAACUACAAGCGACUGGUUUACUUGAACGAGGCCUGGAAGCAGCAGCUGCCGGUCAAACAGGACUAAGAUGGGGCGGUCGGGGGGGGGGAAAGUAACAAACAAAUUACGUGAACUCUUGAACAGAACAUUUUGACAAGUCCACCAGGAGACCUUGCUUCCAAAACAAUGUUUAUUAUGAAACGGGGGGGGGGGGAAAUAUUCUCUUCAUUUCUUAUUUUCGUUUUUAUUUAUACUCCUCUCACACAUAAUAAACAAGCAGGAAAGCAAAGGUAGAAUCCCAGUUCACUUCACUGUGAAAGAUGAGAGGACAGGACAUUCCUUCUUGAACAAAAAAAAAGGACCAGAACGUGUGGAAGAAAAUUGGGACUUCCUUAAAAAGGUGUAUACUUGAAAAUCGAUAAGAAGGUCCUGUUCCUGACCAGCUCCGGAGUCUAGCUGCAACGUUACUACAACCUCAGCGGAACUGAAUAAUGGGUCAGAAUACCAAAUGCAUGAUUGUGGGGAUUAUAAUCGUACAGUUGGGCAGCAUAGCUAAGAUCACAUGAGGAAAGACAAACAGGUUAACACUCAACAGCAUAGUUUUUAUUUUCAAUUUGUUUAAUGUUUACACUUUACAGCAAUUUUUUUGUGCGUCUUUGAUAGUACCACUAAUAUUAAACAUGGGAGACUGUGAGCAACUGUGUGGAAAUCAGUCAGAAUUGUUUCUAUUUUUUUCUCUCUUUUGAUUCUGUAAAUAGCUGCUGGUUUUAUUCCAGGUUAGAUUGUGAUUUAGUGUUGACAUAGACUAAGUAAAAAAAAUACAAAAAAAUGUUUCGAAAGAAAUCACAAAAUAAGGAACAAAAUAAGUGAAGUCAAGUUGUCAUCUGGGUGAAUUAACUCAGUCUGAAGACGUUUUGCAGUCAGUGUGUGACGUCUUAAUUUCCUGCAACCCGCAAGCAAGGCAUGCUGCAUAGACCUGUGUGGAAUCAUGUGUUCACUAAUCCGUUUCUUUCAUCUCUUUCUCAGAAGUCUUUAACUCACUGACGUCAGAAAGCAUAUGAUAUGUGCAUUCUCAAAGAGUCUUCAGAGCAGGGGUUGUGUUCAUUAGGCAACGCAAUGUUUUCAUAACGUUUUGCACUGGGGGAAAAAUGAAAAUGUGCGUUUCUUAUAGACUGGUUAGCUGACAUCACGAAAGCAAUGCACGUGCUUCAAUGGGGCAGAAGGCAGUGUGGUGUUGUGAUUCUUGAUGGCCAGCAACAAUCACAUGAGGCUGCCAUCUGGUGAGUCAUAGGUGGCUUGUUUCAGUUUAACCAACAACUGUAACAAUGUACUUAUGUUGUCAAUAAACAAUGACGAAAAUAUAGUUUACGUGUCAAUAAACAAUGACGAAAAUAUAGUUUACGUGUCAACAAACAAACCCCCGUCAGUUUUGUUGCUAAACAACCAACCCGUCUUUUGUCCAGGUAGUAGAAUCCUGUUGCAGUUGGUUUCUUCUUCUUUGGUGCCUAAUGUACAUGACCCUAGUUAAUUUAUUCUCUGCCAAGAUGAAGUCUUGCUCUCCGUGAACUUCCCUGUCUUGUCGUCAUUUUGUGUAAAAAAAAGGCAUUCCUGGACACACUACUGUACCACUGGGGGAUCCAUGUAGACUUAUGUGCCUGAAAGAGACGUGAAUUCCCUUUAUUUUGGUUGGGUGGAGGGGUAUAUGUAAAUGAGACAUGAAUUCCCUUUAUUGGGUGGAGGGAUUUAUGUAAAUGUUUCACUUAUUUUUUCCUCAUUGUUACAAACCCAUUGCUUUUUUUGUUUUGUAUUUACUAAAUUGUGUACUUAAAGGCCAUUGGUGUCACCCCUUGUGUAUAGUGCAAUGAUAUGGUAGCACAGGCUGCCAAACAGUGAUUGUCUGUCAGCUUAAGGUUGGUAGUAGUAGUAGGCCAGCCAUUCAGUUAGGCGUUUUUGUAGGUUAAGGUUGUCGAUUUUAAGUAAUAAGGUUCAGUUUCUCUCUCUCUUAGUGGUACAACAGCAUUUACAGUUUUUGGGGAAGGAAACCACACAGUACUUGGUGUCCUUGCCACUACCUCUCAGUAUUGGCCAAAGUGUGUGAUACAACCCAAGCCAGUUAGAUUGUCCAGAACCAGCGGGCAAGCGAAGCAGAAUAAGCCGACAGAUCAGUUUGAAGCCCUUUAAACCGGAUGUGUAAGUUACUGUCCACAUUCAUGGACAGUGGAACAUCCUCUGGGUCACAUUGAACAAUCUCAUUGAUACCGUUUUAGAUGGGCACUCAACAUAGCUACAUGUGUUGCCACAUUAUUAUAUUUUUUUACACCAGUUGGCAAUUUCCAAAUAGGAAAGGAGCUGAUGUUUCCUAAUGGCAGAGGUCUAAACAAAGAUGGCUGAUGACGCAAAUGACUGCUUCCUGUUAAACCAUGCCAGGUUAUCAUUUGUACAUGCAUGAUGGAAUAUGAGGUACUUUAUUGGUUACACAUGGUUUGCGUUGUAACUCACUCACUAGCGCUGCACAAGGUAUUUGACACAAAAAUACUGUGUUGCAUCUGAGUUUUAGCAGUGAUACACCUGAGGUCUUUGGGACGAGAUGCUAAGGUCUAAACCUCAAACGCCCAGAGUUUUGACUUUACAGUAGUCUGGUUGUAUACUAUAGACUUUCCUAAGGGGUUACUCACAGAGCCCUAUGUUGGCAGCCAUCAUAUAGGUCCUAACGUUGGAGCAACAAACUUAAAUAGGUGUAAUAAUAGUCCCAAAAGUGACGUGUUCCAGAGAAGUAUGGGUGGAGUGAUUGGCUUUGAGUCACACAAGUCAAAGUCCUUAAAAGCUUGCUGAAUGUGUUCCUAUCGCUAACCUGCUGGAUAAGGAGUCAACACAUAAAAAAAGAUUUUAUUCAAGUCAAAUUAGAAGAUAAACAUGUAUUAAUCAAAAUCAACAGAAAUGUAUACUGCACCCCUCGACUAAUUUUAAUCCAUGUGUCCUGUUCAGGAAGUGAUUCAAAAAAAUGUCCCAAGAUUUAGAACCAUGACAGUCAUGUUCACUGCAUUCAACAAAAUGCCAUCAAAAGUGCCUUCUGUUGGAUCACUGGGCCUUUAGCAGUUAAAGAGAGACGGUAAAAUGAAGCCUGGUGACUGGCUCUCUUGCUUGCCUUUUCUAAACAUGUAUUUCUGAUCAUUGGACCCAACCCACUUGUCAAUAUCCACAGCACGCUGUAGAUCGCCUGCGUGCCAGUCUGUUUCUGCCCUCUUGACAACUUUAAAAGGAAAUGUCUUGAGUUGGUAAGAGCACUAACAGAUCAGAGACCAGGGGUGUAAACAUGCCCGAUUCUUUUGCUAAAUAUUGCGUUCAAAAACAAAGCGCAAACAAGUUCCUAUUGGACAAAUUCAGAUCGAUCCCACCUCGCGUCGGUUCCAUUUGGUUCUUAAAACGGUUUCUGUAAUGAAUACACCCUAGGCUACUCUAUAAACCACGUGAGAGAUAAAAAUGACUCACCGAAAAGCCCUGUCUUGUAUUUAAACUGUCAUUAAUGUCUACUUUAAUUUGUCAUUAGAGGUCACUUGUUUCAGCUAUAAAAAUACAUUUGUCUGAAUUACUAGAUUGUAAAGUUCUUUCUCUGUGACAAGUGAAAUCAUUUUGUAUUUCUCUACUUAUUUUGUAUGAAUGGGCUCUCCAUUUGUCACUACAUCUUAGCUGUAUAGACUUAACAUUCUGGGUUAUUUCAGUAGAAAGAGUGAUGUCUAGGAAUCCAUGUGUCAGCAUCAACAUUUGUUUGUGGGAGGAAUACUGUAGGUUUGCUUCUGUAUUUGACAAAUGCUGUAUUUUCAUACAUGGAGAAAGUAUUACGUGAAUGGUAGAUUGAAAUGGUUACAGAGAAACGAAUCGAAUGAAAUCCACUAUUUGCUUUUACCUUGUGAGAAACUGUUGUGAAAGUUGACACUACAGUGAACAUUUUAAAAUGGGGUCAUUGUCGUGUGGAAAUGGUCUACCAUUAAAAAAAACAUUCCAUCUGAA
Molecule: messenger RNA, 4575 nt
Organism: Salvelinus fontinalis (brook trout)
Lineage: Eukaryota; Metazoa; Chordata; Actinopteri; Salmoniformes; Salmonidae
Product: vitamin K epoxide reductase complex subunit 1-like protein 1
Exons: 3
Coding region: 127-654 (175 amino acids)
Biological process (GO): vitamin K metabolic process; peptidyl-glutamic acid carboxylation
Molecular function (GO): vitamin-K-epoxide reductase (warfarin-sensitive) activity
Source: RefSeq, a predicted model, not a curated record